This is a messenger RNA of Bradysia coprophila, 2573 nucleotides long. It is a transcript of the gene okr, whose product is annotated as DNA repair and recombination protein RAD54-like okr. Gene Ontology annotation, molecular function: DNA translocase activity; ATP binding. Gene Ontology annotation, cellular component: nucleus. Lineage: Eukaryota; Metazoa; Arthropoda; Insecta; Diptera; Sciaridae. Gene Ontology annotation, biological process: double-strand break repair via synthesis-dependent strand annealing; reciprocal meiotic recombination. The record is from RefSeq and is a predicted model, not a curated record.
AAUUAACUGAUCCUAAUCCUUUCAUAGUCUUACGUUUGUUUUUGAAAAGUAUUUCGCUUUGAAAAUAAAUUCGAGAUAUUAGCAAUAGAAAAAAUGCGUCGUAGCAUGGCGCCGAGUCAAUUGACUGACUUGAAGCGACCAAACACCAACUUCAAAUCACCGCUCAUCGAACCGUCUCGCAAAGUUCGUAAAUGUCGUGAUGAAAAUGUUACACUCACACAACCGGCGCCCAAACUUUCCGUAUCGGAGUACGAAACACUUAUUCACAAGAUUCUCAGCAAACCGUUCAAAGUACCCAUUCCCGAUUACAUUCCGGACACAUUUGGAAAUCGAUGCCUCGGAUUGAAGAAAAACGUUUUCCGCCGUGCCCUACACGAUCCCUUCGCAUGCAAUGCAUUGGUAUUGUACACUCCGCCCACAACCGAGAUGUCGAAGCAUGAUAUGCUAAAAGUUGACAAGUCAAAGAUCUUGGUUCAUGUUGUGGUCGAUCCUGUUGUAGGUAAUGUCCUGCGGCCUCAUCAGCGCGAAGGCGUCAAGUUCAUGUAUGACUGUGUGACUGGCGCUCGUGGCGAUUUUCAAGGCUGCAUCAUGGCCGACGAAAUGGGUCUCGGAAAGACAUUGCAGUGCAUCACAUUACUAUGGACUUUGCUGAGGCAAAGUCCCGAAUGUAAGCCGACCGUAAACAAGGCGAUUAUAGUCAGUCCGAGCUCGCUGGUGAAGAAUUGGUACAAUGAAUUUGGCAAAUGGUUAGGAAAUCGAGUGAAUGCACUGGCCCUGGACAAUGGGUCGAAAGAAGAAACGACGAGAUUGUUGACACAGUUUAUGGCCAAUCAAGGUCAACGAAGCGGAACACCAGUGCUGAUUCUCAGUUAUGAAACGUUCCGUUUGUAUUCGGACAUUUUGAACAGUUCUGAGGUCGGUCUGUUGCUGUGUGAUGAGGGUCACCGCUUGAAAAACUGCGAAAAUCUCACAUACAAUGCACUGAUGGGUCUGCAAACGAAACGGCGAGUAUUGCUGUCAGGUACGCCCAUCCAGAAUGAUCUAACCGAGUACUUUAGCUUGAUUCACUUUGUCAAUCCUGGAUUAUUGGGAUCAAGAAACGAGUUCAAAAAGCAAUACGAAAACAUAAUCCUUCGUGGACAAGACGCUGGUUCCACCGACUCUGAACGACAAAAGGCAGGUGAACGUUUAACCGCCCUGACAAACAUCGUCAACCAAUGUCUGAUCCGACGAACGAAUCAAAUUCUCACCAAAUACCUGCCGGUCAAAUUCGAGAUGGUCGUCUGCGUGGAGCUGACGCCACUUCAAAAGGCGCUGUACAAAAGUUUCAUUGCAUCGGAUUCGAUAAAGAAAAAUGUUUUGAACAAAUCGGAAGUGAAAGCUAGUCUGACCGCAUUGAGUAACAUCACUUCGUUGAAGAAACUGUGCAAUCAUCCAGAUUUGAUCUACGACAAAAUUAUGGAACGAGCUGAGGGUUUCGAGAAUGCUGCUAAAAUUCUGCCGGCCGAUUACAGCGUAAAAGAACUGCGACCCGAACUCGGCAGCAAGAUUAUGUUGCUCGAUAUGAUGUUAGCGAGCAUUAAAGCCAAUACAACCGACAAAAUUGUGCUGGUGUCAAAUUACACCCAAACCCUGGACCUGUUCGAAAAACUGUGCCGUAAACGAGGCUACCGUUACGUUCGUCUGGAUGGCUCAAUGACAAUAAAGAAACGAAGCAAAGUGGUCGACGAAUUCAACAAACCCGAAUCGGAUCAAUUCAUUUUCAUGCUCAGCUCGAAGGCUGGCGGUUGCGGUUUGAAUCUUAUCGGCGCCAAUCGACUCAUCAUGUUCGAUCCGGACUGGAAUCCAGCCAAUGACGAACAAGCUAUGGCACGAGUGUGGAGAGAUGGCCAGAAGAAACCUUGUUUCAUAUACAGACUGCUAAUGACCGGAUCGAUUGAAGAGAAAAUCUUUCAACGGCAAGCACACAAAAAGGCACUGUCGAAUACAGUGGUCGAUCAAAAUGAAGAUGGCGAACGACAUUUCACGAAGGACGAUCUACGGCAUCUGUUUCGACUGGAGGAGAACUGUCUGUCCGAUACUCAUGAGAAAUUCAAAUGUAAACGUUGCGUCAAUAACCUUCAAACGAAACUACCUCCGGAAGACUCUGAUUGUACGUCCGAUCUGUCACAAUGGUACCAUUGCACAAAUAACAAAGGACUGCCGGAUACGAUUCUAAGUAACGCAUGGGAAGUGGCCAAAUGUGUCUCGUUUGUCUUCCACCAUCGAUCGAGUGGUGGAGCAGUUGAACCGGUCAGUGACACUAAGGUAACGAAGGCAAAGCGUAAAAUUAUCGAUGAAGAUGAGGAUGAAGAGUACGUCGAAUCAGACAAUUCUGAUGAUGAAGACUAUGACGGAAAGUGAUGACGAGGAAAGUGUUGCAGCAACCAUUGUGGUAUGUGAAGUCAUUUAUUGUUUUUUUUAUUCGAAAUCACUGCCCGAGUCAGAGAAUUUUCUUUGUGAUUUUUUUUGUUGAAUGGAGAAAAUAAAAAUUUUAUUCCCCGCCCAUCCCAUACUGGGAUGGUAAAAGUUAA